Pyricularia pennisetigena is the source of this 237-nucleotide messenger RNA. RefSeq lists its product as uncharacterized. The record is from RefSeq and is a predicted model, not a curated record. NCBI's taxonomy places the organism in Eukaryota, Fungi, Ascomycota, Sordariomycetes, Magnaporthales, Pyriculariaceae. The transcript is spliced from 3 exons. The coding region runs from base 1 to 237 and encodes 78 amino acids.
AUGAUCCAAGGGCUCUCUCGCUCUCCCCCGGCAGGCAAGGAUCAAGGGAGCAGCAGGGCUACUGAAGCCCGUGACGAGGUUGUCGAGGACUUGCAGCAACAAGAGUCCAGGGGUGGUGGGGGCCAGACUCGGUGGAUCGGAGAUCGAUGCGAGCAUAUACCACAGUACAAGCAUGGAAAGGUACCUAGCUUUCUGGUUAGCGUCAAAUACUGCAAGCGCGUCUCUGUGGUGGGGUAG